This is a messenger RNA of Penicilliopsis zonata CBS 506.65, 1854 nucleotides long. RefSeq lists its product as hypothetical. The transcript has 4 exons. Gene Ontology annotation, molecular function: flavin adenine dinucleotide binding; NADP binding; N,N-dimethylaniline monooxygenase activity. The record is from RefSeq and is a predicted model, not a curated record. NCBI's taxonomy places the organism in Eukaryota, Fungi, Ascomycota, Eurotiomycetes, Eurotiales, Aspergillaceae. The coding region runs from base 1 to 1854 and encodes 617 amino acids.
AUGGCAGCAGCAGUCGAGGCCCAGGUGGCAAUUGAUCUGCAACCCUCAUUGCGGUAUAGCAGUGCAGCAGCAUUGCCACUGAUCCCUCUGAAAGAUUCAACCAUUGUGACAGUAGCAGCACAAAAACCAGCAUUCGAAAUAGAGGAGCAUCCCAUUGAUGAGGUGCGACCAAUCAAAGUUGGGGUCAUCGGCGCCGGAUUGACUGGAGUCACGGCGGGAAUCCUCUUGCCUGCAAAACUACCGGGGUUAGACUUGCGGAUAUAUGAUAAAAACGCAGAUGUGGGUGGCACCUGGUAUGAAAAUACCUAUCCGGGCGUCAGAUGUGAUGUCCCUUCGCAUGUGUAUCAGUCUGGAUACGCACCGAACACGCAGUGGACAGAGGAGUUUUCUCAAGGCCAUGAAAUCAGAGCGUACUGGCAGGGCCUAGCAAAGAAGUAUGACGUGUACAAAUAUCUCCGGUUGCAGCAAAAAAUCCAAAAGGUCGAGUGGCUGCCAGAUGAAGGAAAAUGGCGAGCCACCAUUGAGGAUCUUGGAGAUUCACACAAGGUCUAUGAAGAGAAACUCGACGUCCUGGUCAACGCAACUGGCCAUUUCAAUGCCUGGAAGCUCCCUGAUUAUGAGGGCAUUGAACGAUUCCAAGGGGCUCUCUUCCACUCUUCCAACUGGGAUCACAAGGUCGAGCUAAAGGGAAAACGCAUUGCGCUCAUCGGAAACGGUGCAUCUGGCCUGCAAGUCUUGCCUUCCAUCCAACCGAUCGCUUCACAUGUCGACCACUAUGCCCGGAACCGGACCUGGGUUGCCGACUCCUUCGGCGCAAAUAAUAACGUGCGACGCCUGGAGCCGAAUUUAUAUACUCAGGAACAGCUUGAUUCCUUCAAGAAUCCCGAUGAAUAUCUCAAAUUCCGCAGAAACAUCGAAAUCGGCUACUUCUCCCGCUUCGGUGCCAUUUUCAAGGACUCUCCCGAAAAUCAGCAGACGCGUGAGAAGUGGACGCAGACCAUGCUCCAACGCGUAGCUGGCACGCCCGAACUGGGAGACAAGAUCAUCCCUGAUUUCCCGCCCAACUGUCGUCGCGCAACCCCCGGCCCCGGAUAUCUGGAAGCCUUGACCCAGGCAAAUGUGAGUUACAUUCAAACGCAAAUCCAACGGUUUACCAAGACUGGAAUCGUCACUGUGGACGGGGUCGAGCGGCGCGUCGACGUCGUGAUCUGCUCGACGGGGGCGAAUGUAGACCACGCUCCUGCGUUUUCUAUCAUCGCAAACGGGGUGGAUCUGAAAUCUGCAUGGAAGGCGGGCGGCCUUUACGGGUUUCCAUACUCGUAUCUUGGGGUCGCAGCGCCCGGGUUUCCAAACCUGCUCUGGGCAGGAGGGCCUUAUUCGGCCGGACACAGUGGCAGCGUCCCCAACAGCAUCGAGAACCAAAUCACCUACGUGGCCAAGGUGAUCCGCAAGAUCCGCAGCCAGGGCAUCAAGGCGAUGGUGCCCUCGAAACACGCCGCAGACGACUUCCUCGAGUACUGUGAUCGAUUCUAUCCCCGCACGGUGUGGACAGGCAACGACGACUCUACCGCAGGGAAGAAAAACUGCCGGUCAUGGUACAACGGCGGUCAACCGGGAGGGCGAGUCCACGGCCUGUUCCCAGGGAGCGCAACGACGGCCAACAUCAUUCGGCGAGAGCCGCGCUGGGAGGACUGGGAGUACGAGUACGUCAACCCCAGUGGCAAUCGGUUUGCGUACUUUGGAAACGGGUGGUCGAAGCGAGAAGUCCACGAGGGAGACGACCUCCUGCCGCACCUGAAGCUGCCGGACACAGUCGACCUGCGGUCGUACAUGGAGGGGUGGUGGGAUGUCUAG